Doryrhamphus excisus (bluestripe pipefish) is the source of this 4274-nucleotide messenger RNA. RefSeq names its product Krueppel-like factor 6. Gene Ontology annotation, molecular function: DNA-binding transcription factor activity, RNA polymerase II-specific; RNA polymerase II cis-regulatory region sequence-specific DNA binding. NCBI's taxonomy places the organism in Eukaryota, Metazoa, Chordata, Actinopteri, Syngnathiformes, Syngnathidae. Gene Ontology annotation, biological process: regulation of transcription by RNA polymerase II. The record is from RefSeq and is a predicted model, not a curated record.
AGGGUGAGGAAGGGGGACUAGGGUGAGUUCAGAGGAGCUUACAGACUGGAGCAGACCUCCUUCAGUCGUAUUUCAGAUUUCCUCCUGUCGUAGUCAGUGUGCUCUCUAGAACCUCCAUUGGGAGCGCGCACUCUGGCCAUACAUGCUGACACUUGUCCGCUGGUGAGAUGGACGUCAUUCCCAUGUGCAGCAUCUUCCAGGAGCUCCAGAUUGUGCAUGACACCGGAUACUUUUCAGCGCUACCGUCACUGGAGGAGUACUGGCAGCAGACAUGUUUGGAGCUGGAACGCUACCUCCAGAGCGAGCCGUACGUGUCGGCUUCAGAGCUCAAGUUUGAGAGUCAGGAGGAUUUAUGGAGCAAGCUGAUGUUGGCUUGCGGCGACAAGAACGCCGACCCAAAGCUCAUCAAGGAGGAGGAGGACCACCAGCACCUGGACGUGGGCUGCUUCCACUCGGAUGCCAGCAGCGAGGCGUCGGACAGCUCCGAGGAGCUCUCUCCUGCCCUCGACUUCCCCUCCGGUUCCUUGGUGGACAUUCUUGGUGAUGGCGCCGAGGAUCUGAGCGCCACUGUCAUUGGCACGCCGCCGUCCUCGCCCGAGCUGGCCAAGGAGGGCCUGCCGGGGCAGGCGUGGGCCGGCGUACAGACUGUGCUGCAUGCUGCCGGGAAGGGCAGGACAGGUGGCGGCGGAGGAAGUGGCGGUGGCUUGGAGAGGGCGGGGCUUGCCAGUGGGGAGGCGUCGCCUGACGGAAGGAGGCGUGUCCACAGGUGUCUGUUCAAUGGAUGCAGGAAGGUGUACACCAAGAGCUCACACCUGAAAGCACACCAGCGCACGCAUACAGGUGAGAAGCCGUACAGGUGCUCAUGGGAAGGCUGCGAGUGGCGUUUUGCGCGAAGCGACGAGCUGACGCGUCACUUCAGGAAGCACACUGGAGCCAAGCCAUUCAAAUGCAGCCACUGCGACAGGUGUUUUUCCCGCUCCGACCACCUGGCGCUGCACAUGAAGCGCCACAUCUAAGGUGGCGUCGGCGUGGAAGGCCCUGCGGGAUGAAUCGGGCGGAUGUUUCCUGACCUGUGCGGCAGCAGCGAGGCCGGGGUGUCCCCCCGCCCACAUGGGAGGGCGGGACCGUGGCGUUCCAUUCAGUGGAAAAGCAGGAAGGAAGAGAAGAAGUCAAGGCAGGCUAUCAUUUGCACCGUGCUCAGUGCCUCGCUGUGGAGACGGCUCUUGAACGAUGUAGUGAGGAUGGGAAGAAAUUCUUCUAUAUGGCUUUUUUAUCCCCCCUCCCCCACCGCGGAGGACUAUGGGAGUGUUGCAGGUGGGGGGUGUGCGUGUGUUUGGACUGUGAUGGAUGCCUGCCAUGGAGCAUGCAUGUGGACCUGCGCGUGAAUGCCGUCUAUUGUCUGCGAGUGAAUGCAGAGAGAAAGCAUAGGAGCGUGGGGCUUAUUUGUUUGGUUGCAAAAAAAAGUGCGCCCCUCCCCCCAUGGCCUGGAGGUGGAACUACAGCUCCAUGCUUAUUUAGAAAAAGAAAAAAAAAAGAGGCAAAAGGUGUUUUUUUAAGUGCAGCUAAUAAAUGUGCAAUGUAUAACAUAGUCUGAAAACAUACACAGUAUAAAGCUCAUUUUGUCAUCCGUGUUAUGACACACAAACUAUGUACACUCGCAGUUACACCGUGUUUUUUUUAUUCAUGAAAAACUUGUCGCUCUUUGGGGCACGUUUAUAUGACAAUGACAACUGCGAGUCUGGAAACCAUUGAAUAUGUACUUCAUAACCAAUGUUAGAGCACAGCUCGGUGGGGGGGGGGGCUCUACUAGACGUGUGCUCGUACAAGCACGCAAAUAAGUGCAUUACCUUUAAAAAAAAUUCAGAUCCUUUAAAAACUAAAAGUCUUCUACCUUUUGUUCAUGAUUUUGUUUUUUUUAGAACAAACUGACUUUUUUUUUUUCCAAGCAGGAUGUGAACUACUACACUUAACCACUUUAUACUACUUUUGGUGUACUACUUUUGGAGUUGGUCAAAGUCCCCUUAUUGCAAAGCAUAAUUGGCCUCCGAAAUACUACAUCAUUAACGUGACUAGCACUUUUUUUACUUUGAAAAUGCAACAUUUUAGACAAAAAAUGGAGGGCCAAGACCCUGCAGGUUUUCUCUCCAAGCAGUUUCUCCAGGAAGUGAUUUCAUUGAUGAGCUCCUUCCUACAAAUUGAAGGUGUUGAUCGGUAAAAUCACCUGAUUUAGCGACCAGCUGGAAAGUCAACGAGCAGUGUCUCGGCCCCAGCCCCACAAGUUUGACACUCCUGCUCUAAGCCUUUUUCACACAGAAAUCUUGCAAAAUUGACUUCUGUGCAUGUUAUUAUAGUAUACCAUAUUUGUUCAAAUUUGAUGAAAACACAGUAGCAUUUUGUGGGGAUUACAGUUUUGGGACCAACCGCAAAUAUCAAAUAAAAUUAAAAAAAUUAUAUUUAUAUUUUUUAGUCUGACGUUCUUCGUUCCCAAUUAUGGAUCAUAAUUGUAAUUAUGUCAAAUUCAGCUUCAGAACCCCUUCUUUCAUCAAUUGCCAUUGUUUGGUAGCAACACAAUUUAGGUUUGAGCCCUAAAUAUGCCUCAAAUACUUAUACAUUUAAAGUAUAAAAUGUCUUGGUACUCACUACUAAUGAAUGAUAAUUAAGACGAUCCAUGACUGUCAAAGCUAUUAUUAUUCUGGAGCCAAACGAACACAACUACAACGCGUUAAGGGAUCGUUGAACUUGAAGUGUGACUCAACGCUUCAGGAAAAAACAUAAGUAGGGUUGGGCGAUAUGGACCUUAGCAUAUAUCACAAAAGUUUUGGUACAUAUCGCAAUGGUGAUAGAAAAUAAAAAUUCAGCAGUCUUGUAUAAAAAGCUACAAGCAUUAAUGAAAUACAGAAGUACAUUUAUUCAUUGGCUAGCUUUUCUAAUGGCACUUCCCCACACCAACGUUCCUACUCACAAUGACAGCAUUUCAUUCAUCUAAUGUAUCACAAUACAACUCGGCUUGUUUUCGUUUAUUAUUUAAACCGGUGUAAGUCUUUUUUAUUAUUGGAAGAAUCUAUACCGGUAAAUAUCGCCCAACCCUGCAGUGAAGCAUAAAGACAUAAAUGUCAAAAUUGUGGGCUUUGUAAAAGCUGUACAUUUGACUCGUAUUAGUACAUAUUUGUACAUUCUUACCGACUUUGGGCGAAUGAGAAAAAAACGUCAACAAAUGUCUAGGGCCGUCAAUGCUGAAGCUGAAUUAGGACUAUAGUUCCAGUACUACAGCCUUACGCCACAAAUAUGUCCGACUUGACUUUUGAGCGCCAACUAGUGGUCCGGCAUGCAUCCUCCACUUUUUUGUUCAAUUUUUGAUCAGAAUUUAUAAUUUUUGAUCAAGUGUACAGUUACUCUCACACUGUCAUGUGACUUCUGCUGACUUUUUUGCAAAUGUUUCCUGAGAAAGUCGCAGUUUGUGGUUGUGGUGUAAACGUCUGGUUGCAUGGGGGGAAGGGUCCAAGAGAGCAGCUACCUUCAUCUUAUAGAAGACGUACGUUUGGGAAUACCACAUAUGUUGCUUGGCAAGUGUCUUCAUGGCGGCUUCCUUUAGUUUAUUUUUGUUGUAAAUGCACUGUUGACCUUACUGAUGCCUUAUGUAAGUGGCCUUGUCCUCUUCAACAUACAACACACACACAGAAUAGCUUUACAGCAUACAUUUCCUCCCUACCCCGCCACAAUGAAACAACAUGAUAACCACGGACAUGUUUUAUAGUUCUUGUUUUAAGUCAUGUGAUGCAGUGGGCUGUGCGGGUUUACUACCGUGUAGUGAACAUGGUUGUCGUCCUGCUUGAGGAUUUAUUGAUAAGGUGUGAGUCAGCGUCUCGGCCACCAGACGACCGGCUCGACCGGUUUAAGCGCUGACAUAAAGAGCGUGGCAACACACAGCCUUCUUGUCACAUAACAUUUGUUUUGGUUUUUGUUGCUUUUUUUACACUGAGAGCUUGACAAUUUUAUAACAAGGUUCUAUUUCCAAAGGGGACCAAAAUGUGGUUGUUUCAAAUAAUAAUAAUAAAUUGCUUGUGUUCCAUCUCGUCAUCCUUGUAGAAAAAAAAAAAACAUGUAGAACUUUCCUGAUGCUAGAAUAUUCAAGUAUUAUUUUUUUAUUUGCCAUGUGACUUGUGUCAAACAUGCCAGAAGCUUCAUUUCCUCUUUGUUGCCAUAACAUUUUGUUUUGUCUUUUCUGUAUGAAUGUAUUUUCUAUGGAAAAGUCCAUAAAAAAAGCUUUUAUUGGA